AUGGAAUGUUUUCGUGUCUCUGCUUCGAUGCCUAAAAUCUCUAUCUUCUCCAGUCCAAGAAACUCAACUAGUCGGCAAUUCAUCCUUAGUUGCAGAGAGAGAAGCAGAGAGGAUCCACUCACCAGUUCUUCACCGUACUCAAUACUCGGCGUAGAGCCAAGCUGUUCAUCUUCCGAGCUUAAGGCAGCUUUCCGGGCCAAAGUGAAACAAUAUCAUCCUGAUGUAAACAGAGAGGGAAGCAACUCGGAUAUUAGGAUCCGUCGCAUAAUCCAGGCUUAUGAGGUGUUAACAAACUAUAGCCGAUCAGAGAUAAUUGAAGGAGAAUUGUUGGACCCUUUUGACCAUCCAGAGUGUGAGGCACUUGAUGUCUUUGUGAAUGAGGUCCUCUGUGUUGGAAAAAGAUGUCCGUACCCAUGUUUUAAAACAGCUUCUCAUGUCUUCUCAUGUGCUUCAACUGGAACAGCUCGAGCAAUGUCUCAAGGGCGUGGUGAAGAUUACCGUGUACAAACUGCAGUUAAUCAGUGCCCGAGGAAUUGCAUACAUUACGUCACACCUUCACAGAGAAUCAUUCUAGAAGAGUUACUAGACAGUGUUCUUGACAAACCUUAUGAUUGUUCCGCGGAGGCAGAGCUGCUCUAUGUUCUUAUAGUCAAAGCUCAGUUUGAGAACAACCGGUACCAGAAACCAAAGAAGAAGCAACCUGAAUCUUCAGGAAAACAUGUAGACUGGUUCUGA
Molecule: messenger RNA, 735 nt
Organism: Arabis nemorensis
Lineage: Eukaryota; Viridiplantae; Streptophyta; Magnoliopsida; Brassicales; Brassicaceae
Source: the annotation of a GenBank genome assembly